Molecule: messenger RNA, 833 nt
Organism: Phaethon lepturus (White-tailed tropicbird)
Lineage: Eukaryota; Metazoa; Chordata; Aves; Phaethontiformes; Phaethontidae
Gene: VPS51
Product: vacuolar protein sorting 51 homolog (S. cerevisiae)
Exons: 6
Biological process (GO): Golgi vesicle transport; lysosomal transport; endocytic recycling
Cellular component (GO): GARP complex; EARP complex; membrane
Source: RefSeq, a predicted model, not a curated record
CGGGGCUUUGCCGACGGCCCAGCUGAGCGGGGGGCCCCCGCAGCACCCCCAGCCCUGCUGCUGCUCCUCGCCCGCCUCUGCCUUGAUUAUGAGGCCACCACCAUCAGCUACAUCCUCACUCUCACUGAUGAGCAGUUUCCCCCACAGGACACAGGCCCGGCGGUGACACCAGGACCGGCACUGUGCGCAGAGGCGCGGGGGGCAGCGCAGCGGCUGCUCGACCACUACGUGCAGGUGGAGACGCGAGACUGGUUGGGCACCGUCGAGCCCCGCAACGUUCGUGCUGUCAUGAAGCGUGUGGUUGAGGACAUCACGGCCAUCGAUGUCCAGGUGGGGCAGCUCUUCGAGGAGGGCGUGCGGCGGGCGCAGAGCAGCGACCCGAGCCGGCGCGCCUUCUCUGUCUACAGCAGCUCACGAGCACCCGGGCGCUACGCCCCCAGCUACACCCCCAGCGCCCCCAUGGACACCCACCUGCUCAGCAACAUCCAGAAGCUCUUCUCCGAACGCAUUGACAUCUUCAGCCCCGUCGAGUUCAACAAGGUGUCGGUGCUGACUGGGAUCAUCAAGAUCAGCCUAAAGACGCUGCUGGAGUGCGUGCGGCUGCGGACAUUGGGGCGCUUCGGGCUGCAGCAGGUGCAGGUGGACGGCCACUACCUGCAGCUCUACCUCUGGCGCUUCGCCGCUGACGAGCGGGUGGUGCAGGGGCUGCUGGACGAGGUGGCUGCCAGCGCUGCCCACCGCUGCCUCGACCCUGUCCCCAUGGAGCACAGCGUCGUCGAGCUCAUCUGCGAGCGCGGGUAGGACACGGGGACACGCAGGGGCAUGGGUUGAUG